Quercus lobata is the source of this 648-nucleotide messenger RNA. RefSeq lists its product as uncharacterized. The transcript has 2 exons. The record is from RefSeq and is a predicted model, not a curated record. NCBI's taxonomy places the organism in Eukaryota, Viridiplantae, Streptophyta, Magnoliopsida, Fagales, Fagaceae. Bases 30 to 449 code for a protein of 139 amino acids.
ACUUUCUAUGGACAAUCCUGAGUCCUCUGAUGGUAAAGUCAUCCAGUGAGGUGAUGUCAUCUCACACUCAGAAGCUUGUGCAGGCUUUGGGAGAGUCUCUAUUCAUCUCUAGGAAAUUCGUGGACUUGGAAAAGAAGGUGGCGACAUCUGAGCCUCUAAUCAAGUCUUUAUCCACUGAGAGUGAGACAUUCAAGAAUAAGGAUGCCAUCCUCGUUGCCGAAGCUAAGAAUGACAAGGGGCGUGUGGCAACCUUGGAGAAAAGCCUACAAGUGGAGAAGGACUUCUGCAAGCUGAAGGACAAGCAGAUUGGUGACCUGGAGUUGAAGCUACAGAAAUUUGGGGCCACGGUGGUACAAGAUUUUAAAGACUUUGACAAGUACUCUGACAAAUUAUACAAGUACUAUUUGGAGGGCUUUGAUCUUCUCGUAAAGUGGAUGGCAAAGCAUUAAUCUGGCUUGGAUCUUUCUGGCUUGGCUAUUGAGGACAUUGAAAAAGAGCUUAUGUCUGAUAAUCCUUUUGAGGCUACAGCGGAGAAUGUGACAAAGGAAGCCAUAGACAUUGUCGAAGGAAUUAAGGAGGCCACUGUUGUAACCCCUGAAAACCCUGUCCCUAAUGAGCAGUAAUCUUUUAUCUUUUCUACUUUCUUGU